AUGAACAAUACGGAUGUUGCUAUCUCAUCAUCCAGUAAAAUUACGGACGACGAAAGUGUUAAGUGUCUUUUUUUACGUGCGAGAAGUCCACGUGGUGAAGUUUUUGAUGAAAAUAAGUUUAACCAAAUUAUUUUAACUUCUGUAGAAGAAUUUAAAGAAAUAAGAAAAAACAGAGCAUCUACCGGAACUGUUAAUAUUUCAGAAUUAACAAGAAAUGAAGAGUUCGAUAUCUUGGUUGAUUUCGUAAGAGAAACCUUUAAGGUUUCGUGGAAUGGAAAAAAUUUGUCCGCCGUUAAAGAAUUAGAUAAUAUAACCAAAGAAUUAACGAUCCCUUCUAGGAGUGGAAAUAAGAUUGUUGAUUCUUUAUCGCAAACGCUCUAA
This is a messenger RNA of Rhizophagus irregularis DAOM 181602=DAOM 197198, 381 nucleotides long. The record is from RefSeq and is a predicted model, not a curated record. Lineage: Eukaryota; Fungi; Glomeromycota; Glomeromycetes; Glomerales; Glomeraceae.